Molecule: messenger RNA, 1103 nt
Organism: Apis cerana (Asiatic honeybee)
Lineage: Eukaryota; Metazoa; Arthropoda; Insecta; Hymenoptera; Apidae
Product: odorant receptor 4
Biological process (GO): detection of chemical stimulus involved in sensory perception of smell; sensory perception of smell
Cellular component (GO): plasma membrane
Molecular function (GO): olfactory receptor activity; odorant binding
Source: RefSeq, a predicted model, not a curated record
UUGAAUAAAAAUAAAAAGUUGAAAAACAACUUUCAUGUUAAUAAAAAUUAAUAAUUAAAAUUUCUAAAUUUUUCAACAGUUGGUUAAAAAGCAUGUCAUGAAUAUAUUCGUAUUAUUUAAUUAUAAUUUUUGUUAUUUUAUUAAAACGUUUAGUAUUUCGUUAAGGGAACAUCCUUAUGGGAUGUGACAGGUAGAAUUGCAUGAGGAUCGCAAAGUGAUGUUAAAAUAUGGGCAAAUAGGUCGAAAUUUGACCAUAAUCUGUGCCAUUUUUAUAUAUACUGGUGGCAGUAUCUUUCACACGAUCUUACAAUAUAAGAUCGGUACAUUUAUUGAUGAACAUAAUCGCACGAUCAAACCGGUAGUCUAUCCUAUAUACAACACUCUAUUCGACGUUCAAAAAAGCCCCAUUUACGAAUUAGUGUAUCUUCUUCAUUCCAUUUGUGGAUACGUAAUGUAUUCAGUAACUGCCGGUUCUUGUGGAUUAACCGCACUUUUCGCAACACAUGCUUGUGGACAAAUUGAUAUCGUUAUAGCUCGAUUAAAUGAUCUUAUACAUGGAAAAUAUACUAAAAAUACGUUUAAUUUGAACACACGAUUGGUAAAAAUUGUUAAACAUCAUUUGCGAAUAUUAAGAUUUUCAGAGUCUAUAGAAAUGGCACUGCAAGAAUUAUAUUUUCUGGAAUGUAUUGGUUCCACUUUUUUGAUAUGUUUACUUGAAUAUUAUUGUAUAAUAGAUUGGGAAUUAAGUAAUACUAUUAGUCUUACAACGUAUACAAUGUUAUUAAUAUCUUUAACAUUUAACAUUUUCAUAUUAUGUUACAUUGGUGAACGCCUAAUGGAAAAGGUAUAUUAUAUUUUUACUAACAUAUUUAGAAAAUAUAAUAUAAAAUACAAUAGAAAAUACAAUAAAUUAAAAAAUAGAUAAUGAUAAUUUAUCGAAAUAUAACUGGCAAUUUAAAACUCAUAUGUAGAUAAGACUGUAAAUAAUAAUUAUUAUCUCAUUUUUAUAAAAAAAAUUAUAUGAAAAUUUUUCUCAAUUUUUUAUUAUCAAUAGUUAGAAGAUAAAAAAAUUCAAUUUUUUAAUUUUUCAUUUAAUUUUUAUU